GAGAGGGGGGCUCACAAAAAAGCGGACGUAAACCGAAAAGAAGCCUUUGAUUCAGUUGGGAGAUAAAGAGGAUCUGUUUGGCCGGAGUUCAUAUCGAAGAAAAUGGCAGCAGAAGAAGGUCAGGUCAUCGGUUGCCACACUGUUGAAGCAUGGAACGACCAGCUCAAGAAGAGCAACGAAACUAAGCAGUUGGUGGUUGUUGAUUUCACUGCCUCGUGGUGUGGACCAUGUCGUUUCAUUACACCUUUCCUGGUGGAGCUGGCUAAGAAACUGCCUCAAGUUUUGUUUCUGAAGGUUGAUGUUGAUGAACUCAAGUCAGUUGCCACUGAUUGGGCUGUUGAGGCAAUGCCGACGUUUAUGAUCUUGAAAGAAGGAAAGAUUUUGGACAAAGUGGUUGGAGCAAAGAAGGAGGAGCUGCAGCAAACCAUUAACAAGCACUUGGGCUCUGCUUCUGCCUAAUUAUGAGACUGCAUUCUUCGUUUAGCUUUAGAGGAUAUAAACCUCAGUAUAUGCUAUUGGUGUGGACAUAUUUAAAUAUUUAUACAUUGAAGCAGACUUGGUUAUGUUUUUGGUGAAUUCUAACUUGAUAAUAUUCCCUUCUAUAAAGUUCCUCUCAUGGUCAUUUCCAAUA
Messenger RNA from Mangifera indica (mango), 631 nucleotides. RefSeq names its product thioredoxin H-type-like. NCBI's taxonomy places the organism in Eukaryota, Viridiplantae, Streptophyta, Magnoliopsida, Sapindales, Anacardiaceae. The coding region runs from base 103 to 459 and encodes 118 amino acids. The record is from RefSeq and is a predicted model, not a curated record. The transcript has 3 exons.